Eucalyptus grandis is the source of this 762-nucleotide messenger RNA. Its product is annotated as abscisic stress-ripening protein 2. The transcript is spliced from 2 exons. The record is from RefSeq and is a predicted model, not a curated record. Lineage: Eukaryota; Viridiplantae; Streptophyta; Magnoliopsida; Myrtales; Myrtaceae. Bases 101 to 478 code for a protein of 125 amino acids.
UUCUCUAACGGUCUCACAACGCAUACCAUACACUUCAGCUAUAGUCCUUUCCCUGAUUCUUCGUCAAUUCUAGUAUUCCUAAAAAAAACAACCACCAACCAUGGCCGAAGGACACCACCAUCACCACCACCACAACCAUCACCACAGCCACCACAAGAAGGAUGAUGCCAUCAUGGAGCCUGGGGUCGUCUUCACGGAGCCUACAGUCGAUUACAGGAAGGAGGAGAAGCACCACAAGCACCUCCAGCAGCUUGGCGAGGUUGGUGCCGUUGCUGCCGGUGCUUAUGCCUUGCAUGAGAAGCAUAAGGCCAAGAAGGACCCGGAGCACGCUCACCGGCACAAGAUAGAGGAGGAAAUAGCUGCCGCCGCUGCCGUUGGGGCUGUCGGGUUCGCCUUCCACGAGCACCACGAGAAAAAGGAGGCCAAGAAAAAAGAUAAAGAGUCUCAUCAUGGCAAGAAGCACCACCAUCACUUCUAAACCAUGGAGGAUCUCCGUCUCUUUUUGCUGCUAUCUGUCUUGUUUAUGUAAUUUUAUUUCCUUAGAGACUGCCUUCAAUAGUCGCUGUACAUUUGCGGAGGGUGGUUCUUGAAUCUUGAAUUCUGCUGCUUGUGAAUGCUUCCCUGAGAGGAUGAGCAUGGGUGUGUUUGGGCUUUGUCUUGUACAGGUCGUAUCUUGGGUGUUCUGAUGAUCUGAUUUCUUGCGUUUACAUGUCCACAUAUUGUUUUAGGUACAAUGAUUAUAUUGAAUAUUAUUUUCCAAAA